Meloidogyne enterolobii is the source of this 645-nucleotide messenger RNA. NCBI's taxonomy places the organism in Eukaryota, Metazoa, Nematoda, Chromadorea, Rhabditida, Meloidogynidae. The record is from the annotation of a GenBank genome assembly.
AUGCUUCAAACGCCAUUUUUAUUUGUAUUAAUAAGUGGUCCAGACGAUACUCCCUACCAGAAUGGACUGUUCGAGUUUGACGUGUUUUUCCCUGUAAAUUACCCGCAACAACCUCCAAAAUGCUCAUUUCUUACUACAGGGUCUGGUAAUGUUCGUUUCAACCCAAAUUUGUACAACGACGGCAAAAUCUGUCUUUCAAUUCUAGGCACAUGGGAAGGAAGGCCAGAGGAGAAAUGGAGUCCUCUAUGUUCCCUUCUUCAAGUCUUAAUUUCUAUUCAGGGACUCAUAUUUGUCCACCAGCCCUAUUUCAACGAGCCAGGAUUUGAAAAAGGUCAAGGAACUACAAAAGGAGACGAAAAUUCUCGAAAAUACAAUUUACACAUAGAAAAUGCAACUCUAGUCUAUGCAAUAUACGAACAAUGGAAAAAUGGCCCAAUUUAUUUUCGGGAUAUAAUUAAAAGACAUUUUUGGGCUAAAAGAGAAUCUGUGUUAAAACAGGCAGAAAGGUGGCUACAACAAGUUGUGGAUGAAGUUAGAAAUAAUAGUGGACCUAAAAAGGAGGAACCUAAUGGAAUGGUGGAGAGCGUUUUUAGUAGUUCUAAUGUACAGGUAGAAUAUUAUAGUGAUCGAAAAAAAUUUUUUUGA